This is a messenger RNA of Oenanthe melanoleuca, 1929 nucleotides long. It is a transcript of the gene ELMOD3, whose product is annotated as ELMO domain containing 3. The coding region runs from base 163 to 1134 and encodes 323 amino acids. The transcript has 12 exons. NCBI's taxonomy places the organism in Eukaryota, Metazoa, Chordata, Aves, Passeriformes, Muscicapidae. The record is from RefSeq and is a predicted model, not a curated record.
GGACGGGACGGCGGAGGGGACCGAGGCCAUGAGCGGCGCCGCGGGCUCGGAGCGAACGGAGGAGCUCGUUGUCCCCCCGGCAAGUCCCCGCCCCCACAGAAAAUCAUCUUGGGGGUACAGACCCCCCUGAAGGAGCCUGAGCCACUUUCCCGCGGGGCACAGAUGCCGGCUCUGGGGCAGGAGGGUGUCCUGCAGGAGCUGCUGCUCGGAGUGGGGCAGUCCCCAGACCCUGGGAUCAGCGAGGAGCAGCAGCAGGCCCGGGAGGAAUGGGAGGCUCUGGAAGAGAUCCAGUCAGGGUUGGGGAGCACCUCAGGAUCGCUCCCUCCUCCGAUUUCCUUCUCUGAGGCGCUGCAGCACUUCCAGAGCGCGGAGCUCUCCGGGAGCCGGGGGAAGGCUCGGGCGCCGCGACGCCGGGGGAUCCUGGGUGCCCUGCUCCGCUGGCUCUGCGGGCCCCCCCGGCUCCAGCCGCAGCUCCGGGAAGAGCAGGAGCUGGCGCUGGCCAUGGCACACUGUGCUCUGGAUGACUCAGAGCGGGUGCACAUGCGGAUCCUGCAGACCAUCUACCAGCAGCUGACACGCUCCAGGCUGGGCUGCCCGCGCUAUGGAGCACACUGGGAGGAGCUGGGCUUCCAGGGUGCGGAUCCCGGGACUGACCUGCGUGGGACGGGCAUGCUGGGGCUGAUGCAGAUCCUCUUCUUUGUGCUGGAUUCCCGGCUGCUGCCUCUGGCACGGGAGAUCUUCCAGCUCUCCCAGCAUGAAACCCAGAAUUUUCCCUUCUGCAUCAUGUCUGUGAACAUCACCCGGAUCGUCAUCCAGGCGCUGCAGGAGGAGCGGCUCUCCCGGGAGUGCAACCGGCGGCAGCAGGUGAUCGGGGUGCUGAACGACCUGUACGCCGCCGCCUUCCUGCGCCUCUCCUGCCUCUGGAAGCAGCAGCACGGCACUGUCACCAACGCCAGCUUCUUCCUCAAGGAGCUGGAAUUAUCCACCAAAAAGAAGCCGAGGCAGCUGCUGAAAUCCCUGGAAGCCUACCUGAGCUGCAGCCUUCGGCCUCCCUCCCCUCCCUCCUCCCAGAUCCACUUCAGCAGCAUUUGUGACGCUGGGGUGGAGCUGGAGGGAGAUUCCCGACUGAUCUGACCCAGAGUGGGACACUGCACAGAGAAUCCUGCUGGUGGAUCAGCCCUUGGAGGGAGACACACCGGUGUUUGCCCUGGUUUGAGGUUUGGGAAGGGCUGGGAGAGGUCAUGGAGCUGGGAUUUUGCCUGCUCCAGGUGGAACUCUCUGGAAGCACAGGAGGAGGAGGUGGUGGAGCAGGGCAUUCCAUGAGCCAUCCGGCCUGGCACUGGGAUAGUCCCUCUCCAUCCAAAUCCAGGGUCCCACCUGGGUCCUUACCCUCCCCAGGUGGAGCUGGAAGGUGGUGCUGUGUUCCUGGAUCCCAUCCUGGCCCCAGCAGUGCCUUUGGGCUGGGGCAGACCCCCCAGGGUCCCUGUGGGGUGUCAGCACUCAAAAAAGUUAUUAAAGCGGGGGAGAUGAGGGAUCUGGUGAAAAGAGUGUUUUGGAUUUGCCACUGGACUCUGUGUCUGAGGCAAGGAAAGGCACACUGGGGUUGCCCUGAGUCCACUUUGGGGUGAAAAAGGUGCUGUGGAAGAGAGAAAUGAGGGUUGAGAGCUCCGAGGAGGAGGGCAAGGGUUAUUUCCUCUGGGAGCAGCUUAGGGCCUAUGCUGGGAGUGUUCCCAGGCCCCUAAAAAUGGGGAGGAGCAGCCCCCAAAGUCCAAAUCUGGAGAGAAAUGAGGGAUUUGGAGGAGAGAAGUGGGAGCUGGAGGGAGAAUGGAGUGUUGUGGCCCUAGCCCCCCUGAAAGGGCAAUGAUUCCUGGGGCUGGGAACGCUUCUGGAUGGAAAAAAAUAAAAUAAAUGGAGAAAAAGGAGCCUGAA